CCGUGCAUGCGUGCAGUCGUGUUGUUGUCAGUGGCGGCAAGAUGGCGACUCUCGGAGACGCAUCAGCCCCGGGGGUUAAUGGGUUAAUACAACAGUUCACAGCCAUAACUGGAGCCACAGAGAGUGUUGGGAAGCAUAUGUUGGAAGCAUGUAACAAUAACCUAGAGAUGGCCGUCACCAUGUUUCUAGACGGAGGGGGCAUCGCAGAGGAACCCAGCACAAGUGCCAGUUCAGCCGGGGCGUCCGGCAGCAGACACCCCCCUGAAGAAGAUGACGUGCGAGCACCCAUUCCUCAGAAGCAGGACAUUCUGGUGGAGCCAGAGCCCUUGUUUGGAGUACCAAAGAGGCGUAGACCAGCACGAUCAAUCUUUGAUGGAUUUCGGGAUUUUCAGACAGAAACCAUGCGACAGGAGCAGGAGUUGAGAAACGGAAGUGCAGUGGACAAGAAGCUGAGCACUCUAGCCGAUCUCUUCCGUCCCCCCAUUGAACUCAUGCACAAAGGCAGCUUUGAGACGGCGAAAGACUCCGGCCAGCUUGAGAACAAAUGGCUGAUGAUCAACAUUCAGAAUGUCCAGGAUUUUGCCUGUCAGUGUCUAAACAGAGACGUGUGGAGCAAUGAUGCUGUGAAAAACAUAAUCAGAGAGCACUUCAUAUUCUGGCAGGUGUACCAUGACAGUGAGGAAGGACAGAGGUACAUUCAGUUUUACAAGCUUAACAAGUUCCCCUAUAUUUCUAUCUUGGACCCACGUACAGGACAAAAGAUGGUUGAGUGGAACCAGUUAGAUGUGACCUCAUUCCUGGAUCAGGUCACGGGCUUCCUAUCAGAGCACGGGCAGCUGGAUGGGCAGUCCAGUCAACCUCCGGCCAAACGGGCUCGUUCUGAGAGUUUGAUAGACGCCAGUGAGGACAGUCAGUUAGAGGCCGCUAUCAGGGCCUCUCUUCAAGAAACACACUACGAGUCCACCCAGGACGAGGCAGAGUCCCGCUCAGAUGAUGAGGAGUCAGAUGCCGAACCUUUCUCUGACAGCGAAGGCUUGAUCUCAGUGGAUGGUUCAGAUAAUGAGGCCGUCGGAGGGGAGGAUUCUUUAGAUGGACACGUCUCUGCAGAGGUAGCUCCUCCCACCAGGCCGGACAGCCCAGCCCAUCACAGGAAGUCCCCACACAAAGAGUUAUGCCACAGGAAAGAGGAGAGUAAGAAGAACCACCUAGAUCCGGUUGGGCUCAGUCACAGUCAGACAGGACAAACAGAGUCCCAACAGCGGCUGGGAGAAAACCACAGAUCCACAUCACACCUGCCGUCAGAACCUGCCGGCACCAGCACAGCAGACCCAGACGAUAACGGUCCAAAGGCACGCUUAAUGCUUCGAUACCCAGACGGCCAGAAGAGAACAGAUAGCACUGCAGCUAGUGAGACACGUUCAGUCCAAGGGGAUUCCCCAAUGAACGCUUCGAACUUGUCACCAACUUCCCCCGCCGAAGACUUCGCUCACUUGGACUAUGACAUUCACACUGCAGGACGCAGGACUGUGUCCGCAGGAGACUGUGUUGUGCAGGAAAGGAAUUAA
Carassius auratus (goldfish) is the source of this 1565-nucleotide messenger RNA. It is a transcript of the gene ubxn7, whose product is annotated as UBX domain protein 7. The transcript has 11 exons. NCBI's taxonomy places the organism in Eukaryota, Metazoa, Chordata, Actinopteri, Cypriniformes, Cyprinidae. The coding region runs from base 42 to 1565 and encodes 507 amino acids. Gene Ontology annotation, biological process: proteasome-mediated ubiquitin-dependent protein catabolic process. The record is from RefSeq and is a predicted model, not a curated record. Gene Ontology annotation, cellular component: nucleus. Gene Ontology annotation, molecular function: ubiquitin binding.